Molecule: messenger RNA, 772 nt
Organism: Sclerotinia trifoliorum
Lineage: Eukaryota; Fungi; Ascomycota; Leotiomycetes; Helotiales; Sclerotiniaceae
Source: the annotation of a GenBank genome assembly
UCAUGUCUUCGCAGCUGGGAGGAAACCAAGCGAACCGCAAAGCUAUACUUCGUCGUAACGACUUCACAACCCCGUGAUGUUAAGAUUUGCAAUCGAUAUGGGAAUGAUUGACGAGUCAGUUGUAUUCCAUCGGUGCUCAACGCAGGCGAUUUCAGUGAAAGCGAACUCCGGACAUUGUGUCAGAGAGUACCUUUACAUUUUCCUCGUAUGGAAACAAGACAUUUCUAUCUGUUUGUGUUUCCACGAUCAAAGGAAAUGCAAAAUCAAGCGACGGGCGGGGUAAGCAGAAGAGGAGCUGGAAAACGCGACCGAUGACGGAAGUAUAUGCGCGCCAGUAUAUGCGCGCCGUGGAAACAAAGAUGGGUUAAAUUAAUUGGCAGUAUCGAAAUCGAAACGGUACAUAUCUCUCAACUUCCCUCAAUAUUCAUCAACCACGGUUGCUGAUUGAAAUACUAGGUGAGACUAAAAGUUCGAAAUGUUCAGGUCUCAAAUUCACUUGUUCCUCAAUCACCAUGUCAAGAUACUAGCUAUCCCACUGCAGCAACUGAAUCUGUGCUGACGCAAGAUCGAUUGACCAACGCCGAAUUGCUCCAAACCCGACAUGAACUUCUCAUCAAAGAAAAAGCUCAACUACACUCACAAAACGCACAGCAAGAAACUUCCGCGACUUUUUCAUGACUAAAGUCACCGAAAACUACCCUUUCGCUUCGCCCCCGUGUCCCAUUAUACUCUCGUCCUCUUCCACAAUCGCAAACGUGUAAUACUUGAGACU